This is a messenger RNA of Symbiodinium sp. CCMP2456, 718 nucleotides long. Lineage: Eukaryota; Dinophyceae; Suessiales; Symbiodiniaceae. The record is from the annotation of a GenBank genome assembly.
GCACAUCGAAGUCAGCCUUCCACCAAGAAAUGCCAAUGACAGAAACACGCUUGGACGUGCUAUUUUGUCAGAUGGGCUACAUCCCCCUUCUAACACUCGCUACUUGGCAGAAGUCAACCAAUUCUAUGUCAGCAGGAUUCACACUUUUGGGGGGAAGUGUUGGCAACUACGCACCUUGCAAAGCAGCAGCGGAGCGCACCACAUUGCCCCCAUCAUCAUCAACACGGGCGGCAUCGCCUACAACAGGCCAAUCUUCAACGACAAGGUGCGCCAAUUCUUCCUGCCCGAGUACAUCAAUCGCAAGGACAUGGCUCGUGAUUGGAGGGGGCGCAGGACAACGGAUGCUGUCCAGUUCCCGGCACCUCUGGGCGAUGGCUUCUCCAUCGCAUCUGCAGAGUGGGACUCUGCACAUGAGAAGGAGAUUUACACGCGCGAGGAGGGCGUCAUCUACAACCUGGUCGGGCACGAGCUGGCGAAGGUCAUCGUCGGAUGCGACGAGUUGGCUGGAAACCUCAAAGUUCUGGCAGACAAGGGGAAGUCUGAGGCGUUCAUCCAAGAAGUCCGAACGGACAUGAUCGAGGCAACGGCAAAGCGCUUCGAAGCACAGGGCGCGACAGUGAGCGCCAUUGAGCGCGAGGUGAGCUCCAUGCUGAUGGAAGACAUGAUGUCGUGGGAUGGAAGCGCCCUCCCAGUCCCAGACCAUUUUUGGGUGAAGUAG